This is a messenger RNA of Sitodiplosis mosellana (orange wheat blossom midge), 2393 nucleotides long. Its product is annotated as methanethiol oxidase. The record is from RefSeq and is a predicted model, not a curated record. The coding region runs from base 323 to 1795 and encodes 490 amino acids. The transcript has 3 exons. Gene Ontology annotation, molecular function: selenium binding. NCBI's taxonomy places the organism in Eukaryota, Metazoa, Arthropoda, Insecta, Diptera, Cecidomyiidae.
GAGUGGCACGACGAUUGCGUCGUGUUUUUAUGUGGAUGUUUUUGUUUUUGUUGACACUCACAGUAGCACUGAUAAAGCAACAUUGAUCUUGUUGUCAGUAAUACAGCUAUAAAUAUAAGGCUGCCUUUACAUCGGCGUAAACAUUCACAUUCACAUUCUUUUAGUAGUCGUUUGACUUGCACCAAAUUCACAGUGUCACAACAGAUUGUCAGAUUUCGAGAGGAAUUUUAUUUUCUAAACCGCAUUUAUUCAAGGAAUAUUCGAUCAACACCAUUUAUAUCAAUAUUUCUGCCUUUGAAUUCUUUACAUUUUCGGUUGAAAUAUGGCUAAAGCCGGUAAUUCCUGUUGUCGUCAUGGCCCUGGCUAUGCAUCUCCUUUGGAUGCAAUGAAAAAUGGUCCACGCGAGAAGUUGCUGUACAUCAUUGCUGUUCAACCGGAUUUAAAGCAUUCGGAUGGUGAUUACUUGGCAACGGUUGAUGUCGAUCCAACGAGCAGUACAUACAGUCAAGUCAUUCAUCGUACGUAUACGAAGGCCAAAGGAAAUGAGCUGCAUCACAGUGGUUGGAAUACGUGUUCGAGCUGUUAUGAAGUGAAAGAUCAAGAUGUUGUUAUUCCGAAGCGUGACAAAUUAGUUUGUCCGGCACUCAAUUCGAAUCGAGUUUACGUGUUUGAUAUGAGCCAAGACGAACGGAAACCCGUUUUGUAUCGCGUAAUUGACAGCACCGUUUUGAAUGAGCACAAUGUGAGUGCGCCGCAUACAACGCACUGCAUGUAUGACGGAACGGUAUUGAUUUCAACAAUGGGUGACCGUGAUGACAAUGCAAAAGGUGACUUCAUUCAAUUUGAUAAUCAGUUCAAUUGUCUUGGCACAUGGGCACGUGGCGACAAACAACCCGAUUGUGGCUAUGAUUUCUGGUAUCAGCCGCAUUUUGAUGUACUUGUCGCUUCUGAAUGGGGUGCACCAAAGCUGUUUAAACGAGGUUUCAAAAUGAGUGACAUCGAAAAUCCAAAGGAAUAUGGUCGCACAUUGAACUUCUAUCGCCUUUCCGAUCACAAGCUUUUCCAAACAAUCGACUUGGGUACAGAUGGAAUUACACCAUUGGAAGUGCGAUUUUUACACGAUCCGCUCAAGGCAAUCGGCUUCGUUGGAUGUGCAUUGAAUUCGAAUUUAUACUGUUUCUAUCGACCGAAUGAAAACGACGAACAAUUCGUGUGUGAAAAAGUCGUUGAUAUUCCAAACAAGAAACUGUCGGUUGACGGCGUUGAAACGGAGAUCGGCGGAAUGAUGGCAGAUAUUCUACUUUCGUUAGACGAUAAGUGGUUGUAUAUGAACAAUUGGUUACACGGUGAUGUGCGUCAGUAUGACAUAAGCAAUCCGAAAAAGCCGAUUUUGAAAGGUCAAUUGUUUUUGGGAGGCGUUGCCAAUCGCAAACCAAACGUUCGCAUCGUUGACGAUAAGGAAUUGGACUAUGAACCAAAACCUGUAUUUAUGAAAGGCCGUCAAUUAGAAGGCGCACCGCAAAUGUUACAAUUGUCUUUGGAUGGGAAACGGCUUUAUGCUUCAUCCAGUUUAUAUUCACCGUGGGAUCGUCAAUUCUAUCCGGAUAUGGUAGCAAAAGGCGGUCACGUGGUGUUGAUCGACGUGGAUACCGAAGAAGGUGGGCUUACAUUAAAUCCAGAUUUCUUCGUCGAUUUUGGCGCCGAACCGAAUGGCCCAGCCUUACCACACGAGAUUCGUUACCCUGGCGGCGAUUGUACUUCCGAAGUUUGGCUAGCUCAAACAGCAAAUAAAUAAAUCGUUUCACAACUUAUCGCAAACAAAAAUGUUUUUAUACCAUUCAUAAUGGCACAAAGUCCAUAGAGAGGUCAUCAUUUAAUCAGAGAUUAUUUCCUAUUUAGGAAACAUAUAUGGUCAAUUCUACGGACCUGUAACGUUACCAGUGGACUGUAUAUGUUUAAAUCUCCGCUAUCUAUGAAAGAUAUCAAAAAACUGUCGAGGUAUAAAAUGUAGCUGAACAUGAGUACGAUCAUUCGCAAAUAAUAAACUCGUGAGUUUUUUUUUAUUUGUUUGGAGAUAUGGGCAAAUUAGUUAAGUGGUUCAAAAUUCGUAGGUUUUCAUACAUUUUUUUGUCAUCUCUCAACUUGAACGCUCAUAUUUCCACAUAAAUCAAAGAAAUUCACUAUUUUUCUAUUUGCGAAUAAUAAAACACAUCUAGAGCUACUUUUUAUGCUUUGAUAGUUUUUUGAUAUUUUCUAUGCUAGUGGAGUUAUGAGCAAAUGCAGUGCACUGGUAACGUUACUUGUACGCCGUAGAAUUGACCAUAUAUUGAUGUACCAAGUGAGUUGCACUUUCACUCGUCAAUUGAAAUAAAUAUCAUAUUUUACAUUACAAA